Notolabrus celidotus (New Zealand spotty) is the source of this 897-nucleotide messenger RNA. RefSeq names its product G-protein coupled receptor 4-like. Bases 1 to 897 code for a protein of 298 amino acids. Gene Ontology annotation, molecular function: G protein-coupled receptor activity. The transcript has 3 exons. Lineage: Eukaryota; Metazoa; Chordata; Actinopteri; Labriformes; Labridae. The record is from RefSeq and is a predicted model, not a curated record. Gene Ontology annotation, biological process: positive regulation of Rho protein signal transduction; phospholipase C-activating G protein-coupled receptor signaling pathway. Gene Ontology annotation, cellular component: membrane.
AUGGAAGCAGAAUUCAAUGACACCAUCUACGACACAGACUACUACUAUGACACAGACUUCACAGGACUUCAGGAUGACAUUGACAUAUAUAAGGAGUACAUGGAUAUGCAUUACAUAUUCUAUGUUGUGACAUGCAUAAUCAUCAGUAUCGGCCUUCUUUUGAUGCUCGUGACCAUCUAUGCUCUUCUGUCUCUGGUACGCCAGGGUCAAGUUGCUCCGAUAUACGUCAUCAACCUUCUCAUUUCAGACAUCAUUCAGCUCUGCUGCAUGAUUGCAUUUGUGUCAGAUCAUGAGACUCUUAUGACUGAUGAUGUCUACCGCUGUGGUCUACUGUCGAGUGUUGGCUUCAUGGUGUGCAUCUCACUGGAAAGGUACCUGGUCAUCGUCCACCCACUGUGGUACCGAUUCAAACGAACCAUCAAGAUCUCUGUGGCGGUCUGUGCCGUGGUCUGGGCCUUCCCUCCUGUUUGUUUCUUUAUUAUGAUUCCCUGGGCUACUUAUAUGGUUCAAUUCAUGGUAUUCUCAAUUAUCCUCAUCAUCCCCUUCCCACUGUUCAUCUUCUUCCUGGUCAGGACCCUCAGAGCCCUCUCUUCUUCCGUCUCGGUCCACUCUGAUGAGAAACGACGAAUAGUUGGAACUUUGGUGGUGGUGCUGCUCAUUUACACCCUGCUGUUCCUGCCCAUCAUCAUUAGGUUCCUGUUACAGGCGACUGGCUUUUACUCUUUUAAGCUUGACUUUGCGUCCGAUGCGUUUGUUAGUCUGAGUCCUCUGGCAGACUUGCUUCUGUAUAUCUUCAUCAGAAAGCAGACCAUGGGCAACUGUCUGGCCUCUGUGUGUUGUUGCAUAAAGGAGAGCAAUGAUCCCACGGCAUCAGCAGUGACUGUUGACGACAUUUAG